Neofelis nebulosa (Clouded leopard) is the source of this 3379-nucleotide messenger RNA. RefSeq names its product paraneoplastic antigen Ma6F-like. The record is from RefSeq and is a predicted model, not a curated record. Lineage: Eukaryota; Metazoa; Chordata; Mammalia; Carnivora; Felidae. The coding region runs from base 141 to 2021 and encodes 626 amino acids. The transcript has 4 exons.
CCCGCGUGGCCUUCGCACCGAGUGCUUGGGAGAGGCGGCCACGCAGUUCCCGGCUGUGCGGCUGAGGCGAGUUCUUCAGACCCUUGUGAGUGGGAGCGUGGGGUUGGUCCCCCAGCUGGAGAAGGUUGUGAGCAGUGGCGAUGGCACUGGCAGUGCUGCGUGACUGGUGCAGGUGGAUGGGCGUGAAUGAGCAGCGCUCGCUGCUCAUCCUGGGCAUUCCCGACGACUGUGAGGACCAGGAAUUCCAGGAGGCCGUGCAGGCUGCCCUCCAGCCCCUGGGCAGAUACCGAGUGCUGGGCAAGGUGUUCAGAAAGGAGUUCAGAUCCAAGGUCGCCUUGGUGGAGAUGGCUCAGUAUUUAAACCGAAGUGUGAUCCCCCGACAAAUACCAGGCAUGGGAGGACCCUGGACUGUGGUCUUUCUGCCCCAGGCCCCGGAAUCAGAGUCAGAGGAUACACUCAAUUUCCUUGCACAGACCCAGAGGCAAGCAGGGGUUGCCCUGGCAGGCGAGGCAGGAGCUGGAGGCAAGGAAGGGGCUGGAGGUGAGGCAGGAGCUGGAGGUGAGGAAGGAACUGGAGGGGAGGCAGCGGCUGGAGGCGGGGCAGGAGCUGGAGGCGGGGUAGUGGCUGGAGGUGAGGCAGGAGCUGGAGGUGAGGAAGGAACUGGAGGCAAGUCAGCGGCUGGAGGUGAGGCAGGAGCUGGAGGUGAGGAAGGAACUGGAGGGGAGGCAGCGGCUGGGGGCGGGGCAGGAGCUGGAGGCGGGUCAGAUGAGGAGGGAGCCGCUGGGGACACAGGAGUUGCAGGUUGGUUAGGAUCUGUGAGUGUGGCAGGAGCUGCAGGUGAGGCGGGACCUCCAGGUGAGGAAGGAGCUGUGGGUGUGGCAGGAGCCAUAGUUGCGGGAAGAUCCUGGACCCAGCCUUGGAGCCCGGCCUGGCAGCCUGUGCUGGAAAACAGGGCCUCUAUGGAACUGAGAACCUUUCCUGGAAUGGAAGAGCCACACCGAGCAGAAGAGUCCUUUGAGAGCUGGCUGGAUCACGCCAGCGACAUGCUGUACCUGUGGUGCCACAUCACAGAAAGGGAGAGGAGGAGGAGGCUGAUGGAGAGCUUGGGUGGCCCCGCACUGGAUCUGGUGUGCGGCCUCCUGGCAGAAAACCCUGACGUCCCUGCGCAGGAUUGCCUGGCCGCGCUGGUCCAGGUGUUUGGGAGGAAGGACACCCCCACGACCGCACGGCUGAAGUUCCUGACCUGUGGCCAGCGGCCCCAGGAGACUCUCUUUGUCUAUGUGAUUCGCCUGGAAGGCCUGCUGCAGUCGGCCGUGGAGAAGGGGGCCAUCCAUCCCAGCCUUGCGGACCAGUUACGCACCCGGCAGGUGCUGACGCGGGCCCGCCCCAACGAGAUGCUCGAGAACAAGCUGAGGAGGAUGCGGCUGGACAGGAGACCACCUGGCUUCCUGGGGAUGCUGCGGCUCAUUCAGGAGACCGAGGCAUGGGAGGCCACCGCAGCUAGGAGUGAGCACUUGCAAGUGGAAGAGGGGGCCCGUGUGGGCACCGGAGGCCUGGCCGCUGCCCGGGCCAGUGGAGAGGUUGCCGAAGCCUCCCCAGCCAGGGAAGAUGCUUCCCAGGCUGCCCUGGCCAACCUGGGGGCCAGUGAGGCAGUUCCUGGCAGUGCCGAAGCUGAUACGGCUGCUCCUGAAGCCCAUGAUGCCGCCAGGGCAGCCCUCGUCCCUGAGGAGGCCCCCAAGAUCUUCCCUGCCACGCAGGAAGAUGAAAAUGCUCCCGCCUCUGCGGGCCUAGAUCAGGCAAAGCCCUCAGAGGCCCCUGGGGGCCUCACCCCUGCCCAGAUGGGCAGCGCUUCCAGGCAAGGCCCGGGAGGUCCUGGCUGUGAGCCGGAGGGCCUCGCCCAGGCAGGAGACCAGGAGGCUGGGGAGCCCCUGGAGGAGGGGCCCAAGCCCAUCCCAGAGGAGUCGGGAAACGAGGAUGGGGCUGGGGAGGUGAGGCCCCCCAAGUCCUCCUCGGGCAAAUAGGCUCAGAAGGCCCAGGGGCCCCUCUCCUCUCAGGCAGCAGUGCUCUGGAGGCAGGGGGAGGCCACGCCAGGGCAGCAGCCUCUCCCCACAUGGAGGCAACAACCCACCCAGCCCAAAUUCCCAGGACCCCAUCUUCCCAAGGCACCACCAUGCCUUGGUGACCCCGUGGCCACCACCAUCAGCCCUUCCAACGGACCAGGAUGACCAUACUUGAUGCAGAGUGGGGCAGGGAGAGGUGCCCCCUCCCAUGGCAGCUCCACCCCAGCCCCAGCCCCAGCCCCAGCCCGAAACCCUGCCAGUCCAGGCAGCCAGCCUGGGAAGCACCCCUGAGUGGCUGGCCCUAGCCUAGGUGAGGGGCACCUGAAAAUGUCUGCCACCCACACUGGCCUGGGAGAUGUUAGGGGCCGUCUCAAGGGUGCCGGCCCCUCAGGCCGCCCAAGAGGGGGACCCUCGUUCACUGACCCGUGGAGCACGCCACUCCACGCUCUGAGAAGCCCACUUGUGCCUCUGUAGGCCCCUUAGUGGCCCCCGUGUCAAGUGACACCCCCAGCUCCCCCUACACGCACCCUAGUUACCAUUCCCGUGCAGAGCCUUGAGGUGUGCAGGAGCCCGCGGCGGGUGUCCUGGCCUAACACAGCAGCCACCUCUCAGCCCCGGGUGUGUGGCACGAGCUUCAGUGCGAGCCCAGGCUCUGCUCGCUGUCGUCCGGUGUCGUGAGCUCAGCCUCUGCUUCCUCGGUGUAGAUUUAGGCCAACUGCUGCUUGUUCUUGUGGAGAUGUGUGUGUGUUCUUAUCUGAGCAGCCGCCCCCACCCCACCCCAGAGACCUCUCGAGCCCAAUCCCAGGAGAUGGCGGGAAGGACAGAAGAGAGCAUGGCUGGUGCUCACCCCGUGACCUCAGGAAGGAGGAACUGGACCAAGGACAGAGGUGGCCUGUGGGAGUCUCCACGGAAACCGUGCUCUGAUGUGCCAUUCUCUUGUUACUUGUGACUCAGUUUCUUCGGCCUGUCUGAGUACCCCGUGCUGCAUUUUCCAGCAUCCUGUGACUGUCCUGUGCAGGCCAUAGGGCAGGGCCAGGCCCCAGCAUGUCGGCCAGAGGGGAGAGUGCCAUGGAGUGAGGGGCCAUGGCCAGCGUCCAUCAUCCUGGCCAGAGGCCGAUCGUGGGGCCCUCAGGAAGGGAGACUAUGGCGGGAGGGCCAUGGUGUUGGUGGGAACAGGGGCACCUCAUUUGGGACCCCAAGAGGAGGGGCGCUGUGACCUGUGGGCUGUAGUGGUUGUUCGGCGUUCCUCUCUGUGUUGUCACUCCUUCUCUUCAAUGGUUUCAGCAAAUGUUUCUGUUCAAUAAAGUUCAUUGAAUGUU